AGAUCUCUUCCUUUUUCGUUUUCUCCGGCGGCCAUCUCAAAUCACCGGUAUCUCUAGCCGUAAGGUACAAUUUCCGGUUCCCUCUAUCAUCUGCUUCGACAUCUCGUGAUUCGGCUUAUUCUAACUCGUCGCAGUCAUGAAUCCCGAAUAUGAUUAUCUGUUUAAGCUUUUGCUUAUUGGAGAUUCUGGUGUUGGGAAAUCGUGUUUACUUUUGAGGUUUGCUGAUGAUUCAUAUCUGGAGAGUUAUAUCAGUACCAUUGGUGUUGACUUUAAAAUCCGCACUGUGGAACAAGAUGGGAAAACCAUCAAACUCCAAAUAUGGGACACUGCUGGACAAGAACGUUUUAGGACAAUAACUAGUAGCUAUUAUCGUGGUGCUCAUGGUAUAAUAGUUGUUUACGAUGUGACAGACCCAGAGAGUUUCAACAAUGUCAAGCAGUGGCUAAAUGAAAUUGAUCGCUAUGCCAGUGAUAAUGUAAACAAGCUUUUAGUUGGGAACAAGUGUGAUCUAACAGCAGACAGAGCUGUGUCCUAUGAAACAGCCAAGGCCCUUGCAGAUGAAAUCGGGAUUCCUUUUAUGGAAACAAGUGCUAAGAGUGCCUCGAAUGUUGAAGAAGCUUUCAUGGCCAUGGCUGCUUCAAUCAAGACUAGGAUGGCAAGCCAACCAGCUAUGAACAACGCGAGACCUGCAACAGUGAAUAUUAGAGGACAGCAAAUCGAGCAGAAGUCUGGUUGCUGCUCGUCUUAAGAAAAAUAGUUUUUUAGUGGGACUCAUAAUGCUCUUUUGUGUUUUUUGUGUUGCAUGUAAAACUGGUGUCUUUUAAAUGCUUUUGAUAUGAAUUUCAGAUGGUUCAAUAUAUUUCCUA
Messenger RNA from Hibiscus syriacus, 866 nucleotides. Its product is annotated as ras-related protein RABD2a-like. The transcript is spliced from 8 exons. The record is from RefSeq and is a predicted model, not a curated record. NCBI's taxonomy places the organism in Eukaryota, Viridiplantae, Streptophyta, Magnoliopsida, Malvales, Malvaceae. Gene Ontology annotation, molecular function: GTPase activity; GTP binding. The coding region runs from base 137 to 748 and encodes 203 amino acids.